AUGGCCGAUUCUGGUGAUGUCCAGUAUCCUGCUGUCGCCAAACCCAGCUCUACCGCCGACAAUGUCACAUCCGAAGCUUCCAAAGUGACUCCCUCCACUACCACCUCAACCGGCCAGCAAUUGACUCACUAUCAUUCUCAGUUGUACAGUCUUCUGAGCUGGGAACGUCCACGGGCUACUGCUAUUUCUUUUGCCAGUGUCGUCACUUUCAUCCUCGCUGCUCGCUAUCUGCCUCUUCUGCAAUGGCUUUUGAAAUUUCUCUACGUUACCCUCGGAGUCACUGCCCUUGCUGAAGGUGCCGGUAAGCUCAUUCUCAACCAAGGUUUAGCAAGCUCUUUCCGCCCCCGCAAAUAUUACACCCUUCCCAAGGAGACUGUCGAAGGAAUUUUGGAAGACUUGGGGCAGCUUUUCGAUUUUUUUUUGAUCGAGUUCCAGCGUAUCUUGUUCGCUGAGAAUGUCCUUCACACUGCCGCUGCUUUCGUCGCCGCUUUCCUAUCGUGGUUGCUCAUCAUGUUCCUUCCUCUCUGGGGCCUGUCUUUGAUCGGCGUGAGCGUCGCCUACCUCGGCCCUCUGUUCUACAUCAGCAAUCGUGAAAUUAUUGACGAGCAAAUCGCCGAGGUUCAGAAACUGAUCAAUGCUCAAGCAAACCAAGCCAAAGAACUUGCCAAUCAGCAGACCGCUCGUGCUACCGGCUUGGUGAAGCAGUAUGCCACCGACUACAGCAGCAAGGCACACGAAUACAUUGGAAACCGCCGCUCAGCUUCUCCAGAGACCGCCCGAGCCCCUGCUGUCAAGACCGAGCCUGUUAGCCCUCCCAAAUUCCAAACCUCGGAUUUCCCGGUGGCUCCCAAAACCGAGCCCGUUGCAGCUGCUCCCGAAACAGAGGCUGCCAAGCCUGCAGAGACUAAGCAGGAGCCUCUGUUGGCUCUGUAA
Molecule: messenger RNA, 933 nt
Organism: Talaromyces proteolyticus
Lineage: Eukaryota; Fungi; Ascomycota; Eurotiomycetes; Eurotiales; Trichocomaceae
Product: Reticulon-domain-containing protein
Exons: 6
Coding region: 1-933 (310 amino acids)
Source: RefSeq, a predicted model, not a curated record